This is a messenger RNA of Sinocyclocheilus anshuiensis, 2548 nucleotides long. RefSeq names its product mutS homolog 4 (gene msh4). NCBI's taxonomy places the organism in Eukaryota, Metazoa, Chordata, Actinopteri, Cypriniformes, Cyprinidae. Gene Ontology annotation, biological process: mismatch repair; reciprocal meiotic recombination. Gene Ontology annotation, cellular component: nucleus. The record is from RefSeq and is a predicted model, not a curated record. Gene Ontology annotation, molecular function: ATP binding; ATP-dependent DNA damage sensor activity; mismatched DNA binding. The coding region runs from base 60 to 2447 and encodes 795 amino acids. The transcript is spliced from 20 exons.
AUCUGAGGACCACGCCUGCACUCUCACUCCAUGGCCGAACCCCUCAGAGAGACCUCAACAUGACAACGUCUUCGUCUGCGUCUGCAUCUGCGUCUCAUGCGGCCUCUGUGAUAGUGGCUGUGGUGGAGGGACGUGGUUUAGCUCGGGGGGAGAUUGGCAUGGCCAGUAUCAAUGUGAGAUGCCCAGAGCUGGUUCUCUCACAGUUUGCAGACACUGGAACUUAUGCUAAGGUUAUUACCAAGCUGCAUAACCUGAUGCCUCUGGAGAUUCUGAUGCCAGACACUGCUAGUGUGAGAGGACAAGGAACCAAACUCUACACCCUCAUCACAGAGACUUUCCCGUCAGUCACAUUCACUGCCGUUCAGAGGAAGUACUUCAAUGAGAAGAAGGGCCUGGAGUACAUACAGCAGCUCUGUGUCCCUGAGUUCAGCACUGUCCUAAUGGAGGUGCAAACCAAAUACUACUGCCUGGCUUCUGCAUCUGCCCUACUAAAAUACUUUGAGUUUGUUCAGAACUCAAUAUAUGCUCCUAAGUCACUGAAAGUGAUCUUCACCGGCAGUGAGCAGACAGCCAUGAUUGAUGCAAUAUCAGCCAGCAACUUGGAGCUAGUAGUGAACCACAGAGAUCACAGAAGUAAAAACACUCUGUUUGGGGUCUUGAACUACACUAAGACUGCUGGUGGGGAGCGACGGUUACGCUCUAAUAUUCUUGAGCCCCUGCUGGAUGUGGUCACUAUCAACUCACGCCUGGACACCAUACAGGAGCUGCUGCAAAAUGAGGAGCUCUUCUUUGGUCUGAAGAAUGCCAUUGCACACUUCCUAGAUAUAGAUGAUCUGCUGUCUGCUCUUAUUCAGGUCCCAAAGCAAGAGACGAUACCAGUGGCUGAAGCAAAAAUAAUGCAAGUAAUUCAGCUGAAGCAUACUCUGGAACUCGUCCCAUCAUUGAAGGCGAUGCUGUCACAUUCCAAAACAGCCUUGUUGGAAGCAUAUUACACCUCACUUGAUGACAGCAGGUUCAACAGCAUUCUGGAUCAGAUCAAAUCACUGAUUAAUGAUGACACCAGCUACAUGAAAGGUAGCUUGACCAUGCGCACGCAGAAGUGCUAUGCUGUGCGGCCCAAUGUCAGCGAAUUCUUAGAUAUUGCACGGCGAGCCUACACAGAAGUGGUAGAUGACAUAGCAGGAUUGGUGGCUCAGCUUGGAGAGAAGUACAGCCUACCCCUCCGGACAAGUUUCAGCAACACACGUGGCUUCUUUAUUCAAAUGAAGCUGGAGGGUGGGGUCUUACCUGGGGGGAAGUUACCAGAGGAGUUCAUCAAAGUGACCAGACAGAAGAACAACUAUGGGUUCACCACUGUAGACCUCAUGAAAAUGAAUGACCACUGUGAGGAGGCUUUGAAAGACAUUUUCCACAUGUCUUAUGUGGUGGUGUCCAGGUUAAUGAGUGAUGUCUGUGAACACAUCCACUGCCUGUACAAACUGUCCGAUGCUGUGUCAAUGCUGGACAUGCUGCUCUCUUUGGCUCACGCUUGCACUGUCUCAGAUUACGUGCGUCCUGAAUUCACUGAUACGUUGGCAAUAAAGCAGGGUCGCCACCCAAUCUUGGAGCGCAUUUCUGGGCAACAACAAAUCUCCAACGACAUCUACAUCUCUGAGGGAAGCAAUUUUGUGAUCAUAACAGGCCCCAACAUGAGUGGCAAGUCCACCUACCUUAAACAGGUGGCCCUCUGCCAGAUAAUGGCUCAGAUAGGGUCCUUUCUGCCAGCGGAGUAUGCCUCUGUUCGAAUUGCAGAUCAGAUAUUCACCAGAAUAGGAGUAGACGAUGACUUUGAGACCAACUCCUCCACAUUUAUGAUUGAGAUGAAAGAGGUUUCUUACAUCAUCCACAACGCAAGCACCAAGUCACUCAUCAUUAUUGAUGAGCUGGGGCGAGGCACCAGUCCCGAGGAAGGCAUUGGCAUCUGCCACAGUGUCUGUGAAUUCCUCAUCAAUCUUAAGGCCUUCACACUCUUUGCCACACACUUUCUUGAGCUCUGCCAGCUGCAAACACUUUACCCCAAUGUGGAGAACCAGCACAUGCAGGUUCAGCACGUCCGCACUGAAGAUGGCAGAGACAGGGUUGUCUACACAUACCAGCUCAGCCGAGGCCAAUCAGAGGAGCGCAACUAUGGUAUAAGAGCAGCGGAGAUUACCAAUUUCCCGUCAGACAUUAUUGAGGAAGCCAAAACUGUCGCAGCUAAAAUCAACCAAAAGCUGUGGGCCAAGCAUUACAGUGAUCCUGACACGGUCAAACAGAGGGCAGUCUAUCGUCAAGCCACCAGACUGCUGCAGACGGCCCGUAACUCACGGCUGGAUCCAGAGAGCCUACGUCAAUACCUGAAGGGGUUGAAGAGACGGUAUGAGGCUGAACUUCAAAGUGCUACAGAGUCGGUAGAGAAUGAGGAAUAAGGAACGGGAUGGAGGGGUUGGAAUAUAAGGGAUGGAUUUCACCUGUUUGAGAAAAACUGACAAAAUACACUUGUUGAACAAAGUCAGGGAGAUAGUUACUA